CCCUUAGUCAGCCUCCCGUCCUCCCCAGGCUGCCACACACACAGCAGCUGUUCCCUGCCUCACUAUGACAGCCUAGCCUCACCUCUGUCUCUACAAACACACACACAUACCAGGCAACAGCACAGUAGGAGCACCACUCUGUCCGAUAGGGAUCAGUCAUUCCAGAGAAACAGGUCUGAGAACAGUGAGAGGAAAGAAUGGGGCUGUGGACGAUGCUGAUCGUGGCUUCACAGCUGAUCUUAAACCUGUGCUCAGACGGAGCCCAGGGAUCAGUCUAUGAUCUCCUAAACUCCCCGGACUGUCUGCCAGACCUGCUGCAGGGCGGCCUGGUGGAGCAGGGGGUGAAUGAGGCGUUCAUCCUCACCACCUUUAAACUGCAGCCCAAGACUGGCACCACCGUGUUUGGUCUGUACAACCCCCGGGACAACAGCAAGUACUUUGAGUUCACCGUGCUGGGCAAACUCAACAGAGCUGUGCUGCGUUACCUGAGGAGUGAUCGGAGGAUGAGCUCUGUGACCUUCAACAACAUCCAACUGGCGGACGGUCAGCGCCACCGCCUCCUCUUCCACCUGAAGGGGAUGCAGCAGGGCCCGGGGGCGGUGGAGCUGCACCUGGACUGCAGACUGGUGGAGACGGUCAGGGAUCUCCCCUCCGUGUUUCAGGGCCUGCCUGCAGGCUACGGCGUGGUGGAGCUGAAAAGCAUGCAGGGAAAAGCAGAGGAGGAGCUGGAGGAAUUGAAACUGGUGGUGGGAGACACGUUCGAGAACGUAGCCUCUCUACAAAACUGCCACCAACAAGGAGACUCGGUGCAGACUCUGGGGGUCAACACAAAGCAACUCUCCAAUCAAAUGCUUGAGCUCACCCAGGUGAUAAAUGAGCUGAAAGAUGUCCUUAUUCAGCAGGUCAAAGAGACAUCUUUUCUCAGAAACACCAUCUCUGAGUGCCAGGCUUGUGGACUGGGUGGAAGCGAGGUCCUUGAGCCAAAGUGUGCCCCUGGUGUUUGUUUCCGUGACGACAUGUGUAUUGAGACGGAGGAGGGUGUUGAGUGUGGACCCUGUCCUGAUGGAUACACAGGGGAUGGCUUCAGCUGUGAUGAUGUGGAUGAGUGCCAGUUUAACCCUUGCUUCGCCGGGGUAAAGUGUGUGAACACAGCUCCAGGGUUUCGCUGUGACGCAUGUCCUCUGGGCUACACUGGUCUGGCUGUGGAGGGGGUGGGAGUGGUCUACGCCCAGACAAACAAACAGGUCUGUGACGACAUUGAUGAGUGCAAAGGGCCCAACAACGGAGGGUGCACUGCUGACUCUCUCUGUCACAACUCUGCGGGUUCAUACGUCUGUGGGGGCUGUAAAACAGGCUACAUAGGGGGCCAGGUGAAGGGCUGUAAGCCAGAGAGGAGCUGUGGUAACAGUCGGACCAACCCCUGUGAUGUCAACGCCCAGUGUAUCCAAGAAAGAGACGGCUCCAUCACCUGUCAGUGUGGGAUUGGCUGGGCUGGUAAUGGCUACCUAUGUGGGAAGGACACAGACAUUGAUGGAUACCCUGAUGAGAAACUCAAGUGCAAGGAUAUGGUCUGUAAAAAGGAUAACUGCAUGCGUGUUCCCAACUCUGGCCAAGAAGAUGCUGACGAGGACGGACAAGGGGACGCUUGUGACGAUGACGCUGAUGGAGACGGUAUUCUGAAUGAACAGGAUAACUGCUGGCUGAAGCCUAACGUGGACCAGAGGAAUAGUGACAAGGACAACCACGGUGAUGCCUGUGACAACUGUCGUAUGGUGGAGAACCCCGAUCAGAGGGACACUGACGGUGACAGGAAAGGAGACGCCUGCGAUGAUGACAUGGAUGGAGACGGCUUGAAGAACUUCCUGGAUAACUGCCAGAUGGUGGUGAACCGGGACCAGUUGGACCGGGAUGGAGACGGAGUGGGAGACGCCUGUGACAGCUGCCCCGAUAUUCCUAAUCCUAACCAGUCCGACAUCGAUGAUGACCUGGUUGGGGAUUCUUGUGACACAAACCAAGACAGUGAUGGUGACGGUCACCAGGACACCAAGGACAACUGUCCCAACGUGAUCAACAGCUCCCAGCUGGACACAGACAAAGACGGCCUGGGGGAUGAGUGUGACGAUGACGAUGACAACGACAGCAUCCCUGACUUCCUGCCACCAGGACCCGACAACUGCAGACUGGUGCCCAACCCUGACCAGCUGGAUGAGAACAAUGACGGUGUUGGGGAUGUGUGUGAGUCAGACUUUGACCAGGACAAGGUGAUUGACAGAAUAGACAACUGUCCAGAGAACGCUGAGGUCACUCUGACAGACUUCAGAGCCUAUCAGACGGUGGUGCUGGACCCUGAGGGUGACGCCCAGAUUGACCCCAACUGGGUUGUCCUUAAUCAGGGAAUGGAGAUUGUGCAGACCAUGAACAGUGACCCUGGACUGGCUGUGGGUUACACUGCGUUCAGUGGGGUGGACUUUGAGGGGACGUUCCAUGUAAACACAGUGACGGACGAUGACUACGCAGGCUUCAUCUUUGGCUACCAGGACUCCUCCUCCUUCUACGUGGUCAUGUGGAAACAGACUGAGCAGACCUACUGGCAGGCCACACCCUUCAGAGCAGUGGCCGAGCCUGGCAUCCAGCUCAAGGCUGUGAAGUCUAAGUCAGGGCCAGGUGAGCACCUGAGGAACUCCCUUUGGCACACAGGGGACACCAACGACCAGGUGCGUCUGCUGUGGAAGGACCCCAGGAACGUGGGCUGGAAGGACAAGGUUUCCUACCGCUGGUACCUGCAGCACCGGCCCCAGGUUGGAUACAUCAGGGCCCGUUUCUAUGAAGGUACAGAACUGGUGGCUGACUCUGGUGUGACCAUUGACACCACAAUGAGAGGAGGGCGACUGGGCGUUUUCUGUUUCUCUCAGGAAAACAUCAUCUGGUCCAACCUAAAGUACCGCUGCAAUGACACCAUCCCUGAGGACUUCCAGUUCAGCACGCAGCAUGGCGUCAACGACAGUCUCUAAUCGUACAGAGUCUGAAAGAAAGACCGUUUCUCCACGUGUUUGGAAUGUUUGUGGUGUGUGUGUGUGUGUGUGUACACAGUGGCAAUACUAUAUGUACUGUAUGUUUUCUGUUUAUGUCUAUGCCACCUCCCCUCAAAAAUGUUUUUAAUCAACUUGUCUUCCUGAGUAUUAAAAUCAGUGUCCUCGGUGCUCUGAAUGAGGACUACUAGAGUAAAAUAAAAUGAUAUUUAUCAUUACAUUUCAUGCAUAUUACAAUUCAAACUCUAGAUUUUCUUUAUUCUUUGGGCUCAUUUUGCGUUAUCAUCCACAUACACAAUCAUCAGCCAUUGAUAUAAGCUUCCUUCUCUGUCAGAGCAGCAUUUAUUCCCAGUGUGAUAUACCAGCCCCACACUCUGCACAAUGUAUUCACACGACAUGGACAUGAAAGGGAACACAAGAGAAGAGUCAGAACAUGACUUGGCCAUGCCUGAGCAUAGUCCAUUUUCUCGUACCCUGGUCCCAGAUCUGUUUGUGCUAUCUUGCCAUUUUGGAAAGACAACACAAACAGAUCUGGGACCAGGCUAACUGUCUUGUAACUCUGACCCCUCAACCCUCACCCGAGGCCUAGUCUUAACCAAGAGUUUGGUUAUCGUUGCUUAUCACGGCUCCUUGACGCAACUCUCUGGAGACCGAUGGAAAGCAAUGCUUUACAUAUUUAAAUGAUUCACAAAUCAAAUCUACUCCUUUGUCUGGUUUCACUCUUAGACAUAGGUGUUUAUAUGUUUGAAAUGCAUGUUGAUUAUUUUCUCAAUUGUAAGGUUAUCGACAAGAGAAUUCACACAAAAGAAACAUUAAGAGACAUUG
This is a messenger RNA of Oncorhynchus gorbuscha (pink salmon), 3854 nucleotides long. Its product is annotated as thrombospondin-4-B-like. Gene Ontology annotation, molecular function: calcium ion binding. Gene Ontology annotation, biological process: cell adhesion. The record is from RefSeq and is a predicted model, not a curated record. NCBI's taxonomy places the organism in Eukaryota, Metazoa, Chordata, Actinopteri, Salmoniformes, Salmonidae. The transcript has 22 exons. Bases 198 to 3011 code for a protein of 937 amino acids. Gene Ontology annotation, cellular component: extracellular region.